AGACCCACACACGCCCGUGCCCGCGCCUGAGGAAGUGCUGUAAUAACACCAUUGUGUGUUUUGAGGAGCGGAGCAGCAAAAAACGGAGAAAAUGAGCGAAAAUUCACCGCGAUAGAUCCAGUACAGCCCGUCCCUGACAGAUUAGGUGCCAAUAACGACAUCACCAUCACCAUGUCUUGCCGUGACAUCCACGCCACUAACGCGUUUGCGUUCAUCGUUGCCUUGCUCUCAGUGGGAGCUUUAUCCGUUGCCACAGUGAUUCCACAAUGGAGGACCAUGCGUCUGCUCACCUUCAACCGCAAUGCCAAGAACGUUACUGUGUACGACGGACUGUGGACCAAAUGUGUUCGGCGAGAGGGAUACACUGGGUGCUACUAUUUUGACGCUGACUGGUACUCUAAAGUAGAUCAGCUGGAUGUCCGGCUGUUGCAGUUCUGCUUACCAACAGCUUUGUUCUUCUCCAGCCUGGCUCUGCUAAUCAGUCUGACAGGCAUGUUCAAGACAGCGUGCUGUUCCAAAACCCCAGAUGACAUCAAGACUAGCCGCUGCCUGGUCAACAGCUCGGGCUGCCACCUGGUGGCCGGGAUGUUCCUUUUCUUGGCCGGGGCCAUCGCCAUGCCACCGUCCAUCUGGUUCCUCUUCCACACCAAGGACCUGAACGCGCGCUACGACAACCUGUUUGCUGUGGAGUUUGCUGUGUAUGUAUCAAUUGGCGGUGCUGGUGGACUCAUCUUUUCUGCCCUUCUGACUUUCAUGUGGUACUGCAUGUGUAAGAAGCUGCCUUCACCGUUCUGGCUGCCUCUGCCAGAACCACCGAGCAUGACCAACAGCCUGUCAGCACAGCCACUAAUAACCAAUGGCCUCCCUUCGCCUGUUACCUACGCGCCUCAGCCCUUCCCCCCUGCUGUUCUGGAUGCGCCAGCCUUCGUUCCAGCGCAGGGAUAUGCCCAGACCAUGCCUAGCCAGCCAGUGCCUCCCCAGGUUUACAUGGCCCAGAUGUCAAUCCCUGAUGGAUAUGGAUCUGAAGCUGUCUCACAGGCUUAUGGCUAUGCUCCCUCGCAAAGCUAUGCCCCCUCACAUGCUCCUUCACAAGGCUACGCUGCUUCACAUGCUCCUUCACAAGGCUACGCUGCUUCACACGCUCCCUCACAAGGAUACGCUCCCUCACAGCGCUAUGCUGGACAGCGCUACUCCACAAGAUCACGAAUGUCUGGAAUCGAAAUUGACAUCCCUGUUCUUACAGAGUGAAAUAACAGGGUAACUAUAUGGAGUAUGGACAAAGAGAGGUGGGCAGUAUGACAAAUAUAAUAUAAUUAUCACAAUGAAUUAAAUCAUGAUAAACUGAUCUUAAUCAUCUUAAUAUUGUUAGUAAAUCAAAUUUGCAUCAUUUUCCCCACUUAACCUUAAAGCAGUCAAAUCAGGCCUGUCUAAAUAUAGUGUCUAAAUGUUGCUUAUUAGUCAAUAGUUAUCCAAAAUGUUUUACACCAUAAAUACAUAAAUACAUAAAGAUAUUUUAAUAGCUAUGGUUGGUUUCCUCCGGUCCAGAUGGGUUUAAUAGUUUGUAACACUGAAACAUUUUCCCCUUGGUAUAGUUUGCUUUUUUUACAUGGGGUAAAAUUCAAGUGCAUCAAAAUGCAACACACCAAUAAACUGCUCCAGUGUUCAUUUGGGACCGGACCAAGACCACCUCCUCUCACAUGUCUUUCAGUCCACAUCCUAGUACAAUUACUACAUUUGUCUUCCUAAACUAAUGACACUACAAAGGAAACAAACCAGAGUCUGAUUUAACUGGAUUAAGAAGCGAAGGUGUGAAAAUGCCCUCAAUCUGCUUUAAUCGCAUCCAGGUCUUCAUUAAGGGUCAUUAAGACUUGUCAAAGUGGUUUAGGGCACCGCAUGUCAAAGUAUGACUGAAGUCAACCAUUUUAGACAGCAUUUGAGCAUUUGUUCUGCCCAAAUUCUGACUUCUAUUACAUACAUGGCAUACAGCCAUACAGCCACCACAGAUAAUUAAGCAAUAGUACAUGAGAGGGAGUGCUAUAAUGUGUAAUUAUCUCAGUGCUAAUAUUACACAUUAUAGCACAAACCUAGAGUGUAUUAUUGUGACUAUACCACAGUUCCGUUAUCGCUGUUUAUUGAAAGAUUUUGAAUUAAAGAGGAUGAGAAAAUAUAUUUGAUAUGAUAUGUUUGGUUAAAAACACUUAGCGAGUUAAAAUAGUUCCAUUGCUGUUCUAUUUGUAGCAGCACUGUUUGGCUUGUAAGCGCUGCAUCGUUGCUAGGUUACCUGUAUGUGUCGGAGUAAUACAUGGAGAGCUUCGGUUACAGUGCAUUACCGGCUGAUAAUGGUACUCAUAGAACACCUCUCAGCCAAUCACGUAACCAGGUCGGAACUAACUGUGGUAUAAUGUAUAAUAAGGUGUAUGUUUGUUAAUUGUAACUACACAUAUUGUCUGAAUCUGUGUGAAGUUUAGUUCAUUUUUACAGUUUACAGAAAUAGAAAACAGAUGAAAUCAUAUUUUUGCCAUACUGCCCACCCCUAUUAUGCUCUGAAGGUGUCCGGACACCAUGCUGUAUAUAAGAGGCUGCCCUCAUUUUCUGGAAGUCUGGGGACUCCUUUGUUUAGAGGGACGGAGCUCCCUGACAUUUGUAGCUUGAAUUUCUUUUUUUCUGUGGUUUACUGAAGAAAAUACAGUGGCUUGUAAUAUUAUUCAUACCUCUUGAACUUUUUUCACAUUUUGUCAUCUUACAACCACAAACUUAAAUGUAUUUUAUUUAAAUUUUAAAUGAUAGACAAACAAAAAGUAUUGCAUAAGUGUAAAGUGGACUGAAAGAGAUGCAUGGUUUUUAAUUCUUUUUAUUAAAUAAAAGUCUGAAAAGUGAGACAUGCUCACUUUGUGAUGCUUAACGUCCUCUUAGGAUGCCUAAAGAUUGGGAUAUGUUUAAAAAUUAACCCUGUUUUAAACUUCUCCACAACUUUAUCUCUGACCUGUCUGGUGAGUUCCUUGGUCUUCAUGAUGCUGUUUGUUUACUAGUGUUCUCUAACAAACCACUGAGGUCCAUACUGAACAGCUGUAUUUAUACUGAGACUAACUUACACACAGCUGCAUUCUAUUAACUUAUUCAGUGACUUCUGAAGGCAAUUGACUGCACUGGAUUUUAUUUAGGGGAGUUUCAGAGUAAAGGGGGGUGAAUACUUUUGCACAUCACACUUUUCAGAUUUUUAUUUGACAAAAAGUUUGAAUAUAAUGUAUCAUUUUCAUUUCACUUCACAGUGAUGUGCUACUUUGUGUUGGUGUAUCACUUAAAAUCGCUGUAAAACACAUUUAAGUUUGUGGAGGUAAGGUGACAAAAUGUGAAAAGGUUCAAGGGGUAUGAAUACUUUUGCAAGCCAUUGUAAGCAAUGCCUUCCUUCUAUUAACACUGAAACACUGUAAACGGUCACAAGCACAGACAGAUUCACUGGAACAAAACUGUCGAUUGCUUUACUAAAUACAACACUAUAUUGCACUUAACUCGCUCACACUGAUGAAUCACAUAUCUACUGAUUUUAACACUAUUACAAGAACACUGACACUAACAUGCUCUGUUUUCCUAACACUCGAUGAACAGAACACUACUCAUAUUGUUAUAAUGCCUCAUUUUAGUGCUGAUGCCAUGAUGUCACUAUAUGCCUUUUGUUUUGUAUUGUUUUUUUUUUUUUAAGUAGCGUUCAGUGAAGCAGUUGUUACGCUGCCAUUGUUACAGUGUGUGUUGGGCAGUGGAGGAAGGGAUAGCUGGUAUUGUGUUUCUGAAGGGCAGUGUUCUUUAGGCUACAUUAGCUUUUUGUGAUCUGAACACGUUAUAAAAAUUGUACAUUUCUAAGUUUAAUCUACAAAGAGUCUUCUGUUAUAACACAUGAUCAUGGAUGGAAUCAUAGUAUCACUUUGAACUAAGGCAGCUUUUAUUAGAAUUAAAGGAUAAUGUUUUUCUUAACACUCAACAAUUUCCCAGAAUCCUCUCGAGAAAUAUUUGCCCACAUCUUUAAACCUGCUUUAAUCACAGCAUGCGGCCAGAUGAACAAAAGUGUCUUAAGAAUUAAAUUUUUUUUUCUUAACUUUUCUUCUUCUCCUUUUUUGGUACUCUCAAAAAAUAUGAUCUGAAAUAUUUUCAUAAUUUUAUGAUAAUUUUACAGGAGACUAUAGGGCUGUGCGAUAUUGUAAAAAAAAAAAUUUAAUAUACAAUUUUAAAUAUCAUAAGUGUCUAUUAUAAUUUAGAUUUGUUUGUAGUUGUUACAAAACUGAAUUUAUUCCAAUGUAUUCUGUUUUUUAAUAGUAAAUGUGCCUAAAUGUUCACAAACAGAACCAUUUGAAUAUGCAAAAUAUUGUUUUAUUUACAUUUGUUCAAGGAAGUCAAAAUCAUACAAACAUAUUACUAAACCUUGUAAGAACCCAUUACAAAACAAAGGUUUAAUUUACUCAUUUUUUUUCUUGACUAGCAAACAACAUUCAACAUUACAAGCAACUUCUAUAUUGAACAAAAUCAUACAAGCAUGGUGCAAAAUUACCUCCUUAUAUUUCAGUUAGGUGAGAGUAUAAAAUAUGAAAAUAACUGCCCUAUAAAUUAGUUCUUUACAGGUAUCUGAGAGAAGCUCAAUUUCCCUCUGGCAGCUUCUGUGUCUAAAAAUCUAUCAUCUUGAUUAUUCCAUUUUGAAAAUCAAAUUAAAACAGUUACUAAAUUGAUUAAAUUAAUUGAUUAAAUCUCUUAGGCUAUAAGUGUACAAAAGAUGUGCCUAAAUGUUUUAAAAAUGACUUAGUCAAUUUUAGUCUAAAUUAAUGUCUAAUUUAACAGGUAGAAAAAAGUGUAGUUUGUUGAAAUGCUGUUGGUGUCUACAUAAAAAUGAUUUCUAAUUUUUGAUUAAAAAUUGAAAAUGUUUCAAUUUGUAGUUGGAUUUUGUUUUCACAAAAAAAUGGAUGAAUUAAAAUGGAAUUUUAAACUGUUUAUGAUAAGCUCUGAAACACUGCAUACAAGACCAAUGUCCUGAAAAAAGAACACUUUCUUAAGAUCUAUUUUAUUUUAUUUUUUAGGAAAUCUGUUGUCUCAUAAAAUAAUUAUAUAUAAACAUUUCUGUAGAUGUCCUGUACAUGUCCUGUAGUUGUCCUGUACUAUGAAUGCUGCCCUUCAGAACAAAAAAAAAAUCAGAUUUAUCUGUUUUUUAAUGAAUAACGCACUGGUGUUAAGAUUUCUUUAAUGCAAUUAUGAAGGUUCUGAAAAAAGUGAAUUUUAAAUAAUGUUUUGCAAAAACUUUUAUGAUUUUUUUAUGUCUUAAAUUUUGAAACUGUGCUUUAUUUUGUAACUUUCUACUUUUUUGCCUUGAACAAAAUGUGCGGCCUAUUGUUUUCCUGUCUGUUCUGUUGCUCCUGAUUAACUUCUUAACUGCUUAAUUUGUGUGUUUUUGUGAGUGUAAUGUUUUGGUUGUUGCUCUUAAAGGGGAAACACAUCAGACAGAGGUAUAUUGAACACUUUUUAAGAGGGUCUGAAUGGUCGUUGUAAAGGUCAAGCAGGUUAGCUGUUACAUAUUUCAUUCCAUAAUUAAAAUGCCUUAUGGUGAUGUUUCUUAAAAAAACUGAUGUAAAAAUGCAAUACUAACUGGAUUUACUACUAACUUUUUAUUUACUAUGUUCAUACUACACACUCUUGUUGUGUUGUUUUGUAUGUCUCAGUAUAGAACACUGUCUAGAAUAUAAUAUUUAAUAAAAACAGAUUUCUUUA
Messenger RNA from Astyanax mexicanus (Mexican tetra), 5745 nucleotides. RefSeq names its product claudin 12 (gene cldn12). The transcript has 3 exons. The coding region runs from base 172 to 1248 and encodes 358 amino acids. Lineage: Eukaryota; Metazoa; Chordata; Actinopteri; Characiformes; Acestrorhamphidae. The record is from RefSeq and is a predicted model, not a curated record. Gene Ontology annotation, cellular component: plasma membrane.